AUGUCUUUUCCGAACAAAGAAGAUCCAACAGAGGACUCUGCAGACAAUAAGGUGAACCUUCUUGACCUCAUAGUAGCACUCUUUCUUUGUGCUGACAGCUUCUUGCAACAAGAAAUGGCCCUCAAAAUGUCGAUGUGCCAGUUUUCUGUCCCACUAGUUUUACCCCAUAGCAACAAUAGUCAGAGUACCUUGAUGGUCUGGGCUCUGAGAGACAUUGUCAAAGAGUGGCGUCCACAUGAAAUGUCAAGUUCAAAAGGGUUUGUUGAAGACAACAUAGUCCAGACAGAACUACCGUUCUUCUCCUUUGUGAGACUUAAAAACUGCACUUUAUCCAAGUCCCAGUGUUUGAAUCAUAUUCUCAGCCUUGGCCAGUACAACACCAACAACAUGUUCCUACACAGAGAUAUGAAAGGAGGAGACCAUGAAAGGAAGAUUUCAAAUGGCUUGGUAGAGGUCUGCUGGUACCUUCCAUGUGGCAGAGAAAAUCUUGACACAUUUCCAAAACCAAUUGCUGUCGCCAAUCUGAGAGGAGACAUUGGUCGGUCAAUUACACAAUUCAGUUUUCUUUUUCAAGUGUCGACUGCUACCUUUGUAUUCCUGGACAAAGUUGAAGAAAACGAGCACAAGAUUCUGACAUCUCUUCAAGAUGUGAGAUCUAAACUGUACUUGGUUGUGAACAAGGCUGAGAAUGCCAGAGAGGACAUGAUGACUGUCAAGAACACAGUCAAAGAAUUAGAUUUACCAAAGAGCAGUGUGAAAAUCAAAGACCCACAUGUAAAUAUGGUCAGAUUUUCGGAGAAACUUUGUGUAACCAUCAAAAAAUCCAUGACAAAUGAAAAAAUGACGAUAAAAAUCGAAAACAUGCUUGACAAGGCAGUUGAACUUGGUCUGUCUCAGGAUGAAAGCACAAGUGAACACCAAAGAAGGUUGCUGAGGAGAUUGCAAAAGGAAUUGGUGUGCGACCUAUACCAGAGUACAAGAACAAAACACUUCCUUUACAAGGAGUUAACUGGAAAAAGUUAUCACAGUUGGAAAUGGAAGAAUGUAGGUUAAAAAAUUGCAGUGAGCUUAGACUGGAAGAAUAUAAAUCUGAACU
Labrus bergylta (ballan wrasse) is the source of this 1096-nucleotide messenger RNA. Lineage: Eukaryota; Metazoa; Chordata; Actinopteri; Labriformes; Labridae. The record is from RefSeq and is a predicted model, not a curated record.